CCUCUGUUGUCAUCGCAGGUUGUUCAUUAACGCAUAGACAGGUGGAGCGCACUGAUGCACAGGUGUAGAUUCAUGUGAACCGCCGCUGUCUAAGGAAGCGUACCUUGUGGAAAACUCGGACGAACCUGACUCCUCGGAGGUUGUCUACCUCGGAACCAUUUCUAGAAAAAAAACCGCUAUGAUCAGAGUCUUUUCAGUUUUACAUGGUCUUCAACGUAAAAGGGAGUGAUAAUGAUAUAUUGUAUUAUUAUUAUAUUAUAUUACACACAUUUUAAUUAAGCGCGGACUUAAUUAUUUUCACUGAGGAGCGUGAUUAAGAUCCUACACCAUCAUGCUACACUUGAGAUGCGUGCUGGGUCUCUGGUUCCUGAAUGUGGUGGUGGUGGAGGGGGGCUUUUUGGAGAGUUGCCGCGGCAGACUGUUUAAUCUGAACGUGGUGCUUUUGGAAGACGAUGUGUCGAUGUGGAGCUUGAAAUACGUGAGAGAGGCCGUCUAUUCCGCCAUUAAUAAGGACAAGUUGCGCAACGAAGCCGCAGGUCUAACCUACACGAUACGCCCAAACUUCUGCGGGUUCAACACCACGUUGUACCGGAAGAGAGGCUGCCCGAGCAGUAGCUGUGAGGGAGUGGAGAUACUGAAGUCACUACAUGACAAUAAGACGGUUGGCUGUGCCAUGCUCGGCCCGUCCUGUACCUACGCCACUUUUCAGCUGGUGGAUCAGAACGUCGGGUUCACCCUGAGCAUCCCCAUCAUCUCGGCGGGCAGCUUCGGACUGUCAUGCGACGACAAGCCCAACCUGACGCGGCUGCUGCCGCCGGCUCACAAGGUCUCCAGCUUCUUCCAGCACUUCUGGAACGUCACGGGCAACCACAUCAAGAGACACGAGUGGGAGACGGCCUACGUGUUCAAGAGAGAAGACAACUCAGAGGAGUGCUUCUGGUACAUCAAUGCCAUGGAGGCUGCCACACACCAGUUCGCCAAGCAGAUCAAGAGAGAGAUCCUGCGCAGCUUGACUGAGCUUCAGGACAAACUGGGGAACGACGCCAGCAGGCACAGUAACAUAUUUAUUCUUUGUGGAACACCGAAGGAAAUCGCUGCUGCUAAAAAUGUAGCGUUUGACAUUCACCCCGACAUCGUCUUCAUCCUCAUCGACAUCUUCAAUCCCCAUUAUCACAGCAAUAGCACAGCUCUGCCGUACAUGAAGAACGUCCUGGUGCUUACACAUCCCAACACACGGAACUACAGUGGGGUCGACUGGUCCAACAACAACAGCAUGAUAAACGACUAUGUGGCGGGUUACCAUGACGGCGUGUUGCUGUUUGGUCAUGUGAUACGGCAAGAGUUGAUGCAGAACCGGAGCAGGAACGGCCCAUCUUCAGCUCAACCGUUAUUCACCAAUCCGUUCAGGAAUGUUGCAUUUGAUGGUCUGGGCGGUCGCUACGAGCUGGAUGAGAAGGGCGACAGGGAUGUUCAUUUCUCCCUCAUCUACACCUCCAACACCGACGCAAAGUAUAAAAUCCUGUUUGAAUUUAAUUCGGCCACGAACCAUGUCGAACUGGUGGACAUCAACCCUGAUUUAAUCUGGCCAAAAUCCAGGUUACCGGAUGACAAACCUGCAAAUGGUCUUGAGCCUCAACAGAUUAUCAUGAUUGUCCUGGGUCUCAGCGUUGUCAUAGUAACAGGCAUUGCGUUGAUCUUCUACAGGCAGAACAGGAUGGAACGCAGAAACCAGAAGAAGUGGUCCCAUAUCCAGUCGGAGCUGAUCGCCCAGCUGGACGACAAGGAGCGGAGUUUGAUCUCUCUCAGGAUUGAUGGGGAACAUAAAGACAGCGGCAAUCAAAUCCGUAAGGGUCGCUAUGACAAGAAGCCUGUCAUCCUUAAAGAGCUCGAUCACACGGAUGAUUGA
This is a messenger RNA of Clupea harengus (Atlantic herring), 1906 nucleotides long. RefSeq names its product heat-stable enterotoxin receptor-like. The record is from RefSeq and is a predicted model, not a curated record. Gene Ontology annotation, biological process: cGMP biosynthetic process; receptor guanylyl cyclase signaling pathway; protein phosphorylation. The transcript is spliced from 14 exons. Gene Ontology annotation, cellular component: plasma membrane. Lineage: Eukaryota; Metazoa; Chordata; Actinopteri; Clupeiformes; Clupeidae. Gene Ontology annotation, molecular function: ATP binding; adenylate cyclase activity; guanylate cyclase activity. The coding region runs from base 332 to 1906 and encodes 524 amino acids.